Messenger RNA from Talaromyces atroroseus, 1908 nucleotides. RefSeq lists its product as hypothetical. The transcript has a single exon. Gene Ontology annotation, molecular function: flavin adenine dinucleotide binding; oxidoreductase activity, acting on CH-OH group of donors. The coding region runs from base 1 to 1908 and encodes 635 amino acids. Lineage: Eukaryota; Fungi; Ascomycota; Eurotiomycetes; Eurotiales; Trichocomaceae. Gene Ontology annotation, biological process: secondary metabolite biosynthetic process. The record is from RefSeq and is a predicted model, not a curated record.
AUGGGACCGCACGCCUUGCGCUUUGCAACGCUGGGGCUGCUGACAGGGCCAGCCUUCGCGGCUAUUUCGCCAGCACUCCAACUCGAAAUAUUUGAUUACGGUCAGCGUGGCCCGCUCCUAGGCACUCAUUUUGGCCCUCCAGUAGCCAAUGCCACCUUCGACUAUGUGAUCGCCGGCGGUGGGAACGCCGGACUGACCAUUGGUACGCGACUGGCAGAAGGUGGUGCCAGCGUGGCUAUCGUUGAAGCGGGGGGCUUCUAUGAGAUCGACAACGGGAAUCUCUCCAUUGUCCCUGGCUAUGCCACCUAUUUUACAGGCUCCGAUGUGGACAACUAUAAUCCCCUCGUGGACUGGGGCUUUGCGACUACCCCGCAAAUCGGGUCAGCUAACCGUACACUGCACUAUGCUCGCGGGAAGACACUGGGAGGCUCUUCUGCUCGUAAUUACAUGUUGUACCAGAGACCUACUGUGGAUAGCUUGCAGCAAUGGGCUGACGAUGUUGGCGAUCAGAGCUAUACCUGGGAUGCUCUUUUACCUUACUACGAAAAGUCUGUCAACUAUACUCCUCCGAGCCCGGCUAUGUACACGAAUUCUUCAAACAAGCAGGAUCCAAGCGUGUUUAGCCCAGCAGGUGGGCCCUUGAAAGUAUCGUUCAGCAAUUACGUAGACCCAUUCGGAACAUGGGCACAGCAGGCACUUAUCAAGGCCAAUAUGUCAGAGAUCGAUGGUCUUGACAGUGGUAAGCUGCUGGGUUCUGCUUAUGCGACCUUGACUAUCGAUCCCAGCAACGCCUGGCGAGAGUCAUCCGAAUCUAGCUUUCUCAGCUACGCCCUGCAUGCCGGUUUCCCAUUGACCGUAUACAAGAACACUCUUGCUCAAAAGAUUUUGUUCGACAGCAACAAUACCGCGACUGGGCUUCAUGUGUCGACUGCUGGGUUUUUUGGUACACCGGCAAUAAACUUCACAUUGACCGCACGAAAGGAGGUUAUCCUCUCGGCCGGCGCUUUCCAAUCACCCCAGCUGCUCAUGGUGUCUGGCAUCGGCCCUUGUGAUGAGUUGGCCGGAUUUGGCAUCUCAUGUAUCAGCAACCUCACAGGUGUGGGCGAGAACAUGCAAGACCACCCGAUAUUUGGCAUUGGUCACCGUGUUAACGUUAACACGGCAUCAGCAUCUGUAAACAACCACACGCUGGCUGCUGAGAGUAUUUCAUCCUACGUCUACAACGCAACGGGCCCUCUUUCCAUUUUUGGUCCGGGUGUCUACGGUUGGGAGAAGCUUCCAGAGCCGUUCCGGUCUCAACUGAGCAGUCAGUCCCGACGAGCGCUCGAUACCAGGUUUCCCCCUGACUGGCCGGAGCUUGAAUGGCUGCCAGUUUCCGCAUACAACGGAUACAACCUAGACAAACAGACAGGCGAUCCACAUGAUGGUCACAACUAUGCAACUCUCAGUACAGCGCUUGUGGCACCUCUUUCCCGUGGGACAGUGAAACUGCAGAGUGAUUCUAUGAAUAUCCCACCGCUCAUCAAUCCUAACUGGCUGGCAGACCCGGCCGAUUCAGAGUUAGCUAUUGAGGCAUUCAAACGCCAGCGCGAGCUAUGGGCAAUUUUGGCCGAUCUCGGUGUUGCCGAUCCGAAUGAAGCUUUUCCAGGCUUCAAUUACUCGACAGACGCCCAGAUCAAGCAGAUCAUCGCCGAAAGUAUGACCACUGUCUACCAUGCCUCGGCAACCUGCAAGAUGGGCCGGAAAAAUGACACCACGGCUGUUGUGGAUAGCCAGGCCCGGGUGUACGGAGUCCAGAGUCUUCGGGUUGUCGAUGCCAGUAGCUUUCCGUUUUUGCCGCCAGGCCAUCCGCAGUCUACUGUGUAUGCAUUUGCUGAAAAGAUUGCUGAUUUGAUAACCAGUCAAUAA